Messenger RNA from Ceratina calcarata, 2405 nucleotides. RefSeq names its product muscle segmentation homeobox protein Drop. The transcript is spliced from 3 exons. Gene Ontology annotation, cellular component: nucleus. Gene Ontology annotation, molecular function: DNA-binding transcription factor activity, RNA polymerase II-specific; RNA polymerase II transcription regulatory region sequence-specific DNA binding. NCBI's taxonomy places the organism in Eukaryota, Metazoa, Arthropoda, Insecta, Hymenoptera, Apidae. Gene Ontology annotation, biological process: regulation of transcription by RNA polymerase II; embryonic morphogenesis. Bases 557 to 1807 code for a protein of 416 amino acids. The record is from RefSeq and is a predicted model, not a curated record.
UCAAAGUCAGUCCACACGGAGAGCUCGAGUCGAGUAGAGGCUACUAGCUAUCACCAGGUCAAGAAGAGAUCCAUCGAUCUGUCGAUCACCGGAUCAUCGGCCCAUCUGCCAAGCGUGUCACGAACGUCGUCGUUCUCUUUGGUGACUCCGCAGAAGAUCGCCGACGCCGUUCGUUGGAUUCAAGAGUGCACGAGAGGUUGUGACGAGAUUGUGAAAGAGACGAUUGUAUCAGUGAGAGUUGGAGUAUUCGAAAUAUAAGAACGUUGAAACGGAUUCUUUAUUGGAAGGAGUUCGAAGUGACGAAGAGCAUUGAUCUAUGGAACCGAGACAGGCGAUCUCGCUAGUAAAAAGAUUAUUUUGCUCAAGUAUUAACAUAACUGAAGACUGAAGAGAAUACGAAGUGAUUCGUCAGAGAAUACAAACUUAUUAAUACGGUAGUAGGAAAUAUUUUUCACGGAGUAUUAAAGGCAUGAAAACACGUAUAAAAGACUGAAGAGAUCUCGUGUUAAAUCGUCGGAGCGUAUAAAUCUGCAGAAGUCCCGAUUACGGUGUAAGAAUGACAGUACUAAGGAUGACAUCCCCGGUGACGCCUCCAUCGAGUAGUCCAGGUUCGAACGAAGCUCAAGCGCCACAGGCGACUUCAAAACCAGCUCAUCGAUUAAGCUUCUCUGUCGCGGCACUGUUGGCCGACACUAAAAAAUCGGAUUCUUCUCGACAAGAAACCUCGUCUGUGUCACCCAGAUCAUCGCCGGUUACGUCCUACUCUCCAGUGAGACAGGAGCAAGUACCGAUCGCGUCAAACGCGUUACAAAAAUAUUCGGAUGACUACAGAUCAAGAUAUUUGUCAAUAUCACCCAAUAUUCAAGAACACAGGCCGAUCUCCUAUACAUGCAACUCUCCUAGAAGCUCCUUGGACUCCAGAGCGCUAUCCAGGUUCUCAGAAAGCGAGCUAGACAGGGUAGAAUCUCCGAAACGAAGUAGGAUCCACGAUUUCGUCGUUCGAGCCUCUACGGACACGGGUUCCGCGUCGGAAGUAGGACGUUCAACGUCUCCGAAAGCUUCCACGACGAGUCACGUGGAAUUCGGGUCUCAAUCUCCUAGAAGUAGCUCGCACGAAGCCAGAUCUAGGUGUUCGGAACCGGAAGACAUAGAGGAAGAAGAUGAGAACAGUUUAGUCGAUGUAGAGGAUCUUCAUCAGGGGAUGAGUCCCACACCGGUUAGACCCACCCCUGCCUACAUCGGUGGCUUUUCUAGUUUGGGAAGCAUUUCUGGUAUCACGGCCGGUUUGCAUCCCGCGGUUUGGGGCGGAGGUCAUCAGGGUGCAGCCGCGGCCGCGGCCGCAGCCGCCGCGGCAGCCACUGCCAGUUUCUUCCCAUCGCAUUUCUCUCAUCACGCACCUUUAAACGAGAACGGUGAACCGGCCAAGAUCAAGUGCAACCUGAGGAAACACAAGCCGAACCGGAAGCCCAGGACUCCUUUCACCACGCAACAAUUACUGGCGCUGGAGAAGAAGUUCACCGAAAGGCAAUACCUCAGCGUCGCGGAGAGGGCCGAGUUCUCGUCCUCCCUUCAUCUAACCGAGACUCAGGUGAAGAUCUGGUUUCAAAAUCGUCGUGCAAAAGCGAAGCGAAUGCAAGAAGCAGAAAUCGAGAAAUUGCGGAUGUCGGCGGUCAGGCAACAUUCAGCAGCGCUGUACAGUUCUCAUCCGGGACUCUUGGCACCGGCAAGUCUCUAUCCCGUUGGGAUGCUGUCUCAUCCAGGUCUGACGCCGCAUCAUCCGAUCGCUCAGCAUCCAUCCAGAGAAUGAAACCGACUGCGAGAUACCAAAACUACUCGUUCUGUAUCGAACGUUCACUCUUUAUACGAAAUCGAGUUGAAGGAUGGCUCGAAGUACGCCGAGUUUUGGGAAAUUUAUCUAUCGAAAGAAAAAUAUGAAAUUUUUUACUCGAAACAAGGGAGAAAUGAAGAAAUGGUGUAAUAAUAAGUAUAAUAAGAAUGAGAUGUCAGAUGGACACAUGUUGCAUGAAGAAUUGUCAGAGUUCAGAUUGUAAUCGCAUCUACAAAGGAUAUACCCGAAGUGGAAAUCAUUGAAAUUAAACGAAGAGAAUCAUUUAGGUGUAAGAGUGAGAGAUGGGGAAGCCAAAAGGAACAAGAGACAAUAGCUUUGAUCACGGGAGCUAUAAUGUAUCUGUGCCAAUUUCGUACACGUUCUUACCUGUAACGUGACUUGUACAUAAAGUGUAAAUAAUAAUCGAGACCGAAUACUUCGUGUAGUCCUGUAAAUACGAUAACGAACGAUAAUUUACCCUCCGAUGGAUAUUUUCCAACUUUUGUAUAAAUGUAAAACCAACGCCGCAGAGAAUAGCAGAGUUUAUUUAAUAAAACUACAGUAUACGUAGCACCAA